AUGUGCCAACUGCUGCCAACCCUACCCAGCUGGGCAUCAGCACUGCCCUGCCGCACCCAGGCGUGUGAAUGGCACCCUCAGGCGCCUAACUCAAAAAGAGCUAGCAGCUGUUCGCCGCCUUGGCGACAGGUGCCACAGGGAUGCUCAGGAGCAGCCAGCACCAAUGGUCGCAGUGGUGGUGCCUACACCAACCGCUCAGUCAACCCAGUCAACACAGCCCGCUGGGCUAGCACCCCGCAAGCGGGCGGCUACUCAGAGUUCCAUCAACAGCCUGAGACAGACGCAGUCAUGGACUAUCUGACCAAUCUGAGCCCACCAGCCCGCUGUCUGAUAGGUGGGGAUAUCAACGUACGGCAUGAUGCCUUUGAACCAGGGGCAGUGAAUCUGCACCGGGGCGGGGAGCUUGUCCAAUGGGCCAGUGAACAUGGGAUGGACUUUGUGGGAGAGAUAGGGGUUCCGACUCAUGCAGCAGGUCAUGUGAUUGAUCUCACCUUCUCCAAUGUGGCCUUUGCUUCCACUACAGUGCGUCAAGAUCUACACUGCGGCUCAGAUCACCAGUCUAUGAUCACUAUGCUGCCAACAACACCUCAAACACAGCUGAGUGAUGCUCGGAUCAAGAUCACAGACUCUCAGCUGGAGCCCUUUGCAGAUCUUGUCAGAGGUCUCAUGGUGGACAUGCCUUGCCCAGAGGGGGUUGGAAAUGUGGCACAGCUUGAUGAUCUGGCCCAGCACUUCACUCAGAGUCUUCUGGCUGCAGCUCAGGCAGUCAGUAAGCCAGCUCAACAAGGGCGGACCACAGCCCCCUGGUGGACAGCAGACUGCCGAAGAGCGCACCGAGAGCUCACCACUCACCAGACAGAGGCCGCGAAGCACCAGUUCAAGGAUGCAGUGCGCAAGGCCAAGCGUGCAUACUGGAGGCAGGUGAUCAAUGAGGCCAGAGAUGGUAGAGACCUGUACCGGGUGGUGGCAUGGCAUAAGCUGGAACCCAACCUCAGAGCACCCCCUCUGGUGAUUGGGGAUCAGGUCAUAGAAGAGACAGCCGCCAAAGCUGAGGCACUUCAACAAGCAAUUCUGAAGCGAUACAACUCAGCUGAUGAUCUGGAGUAUGACCCACUGGAUGAUGAGCACUGGAGCGGCAUGGGGAACCUGCCCUGGAACCCCCGGGUUGGGAUGGAGGAGGUGGAGCGCAACACCAUUGGGGUACAGAGCACCUCCCCAGGCACGGAUGGAAUCACAGUGCGGAUGCUCAAAGCAUGCUGGCAGCAUGUGUCCCUCUUUAUACAGCAGCUAUACAACUGCUGCCUCCGGCUCUGCCACUUCCCACGAGCCUGGAAACUGGCAGAGGUGGCAAUGAUACCCAAGGUGGGUAAGAGAGAUAGAAGCUCAGUCCGCUCCUGGAGGCCCAUUGCCCUGCUUUCAGUAAUCUCCAAAGGGCUGGAACGCAUCAUUGCAAGGCGACUGGCCUACACGGCACUCAUUCACGGCAUAGUCAGCCCACAGCAUGGGGGGGCGCUGCCCAGACGAUCUGCAAUGGACCUGGUAGCUGCUUUCACUCAUGAGGUGGAGGCAGCCUUCGCACAAAACAAAGAAGUGUCCAUGGUCACAAUGGAUGUGCAGGGUGCCUUUGAUGCUGUGCUGCGCAGGCGGCUGCUUCAGCGGAUGGCGCAGCAGGGGUGGCCACGCGAGCUGCUGCAGCUCAUUGACAGUUUCCUCACUGAACGCAGAGCUCAGGUCCGGCUGGAGGGGACCACCACAGCAGCACAUCAGAUGCAAUGUGGCACGCCACAGGGGUCUCCUUUGUCACCAAUACUGUUCCUUCUGUACCUGGCAGAGCUGCUGUGGCAAAACUCGGAGUUGCGCUUUGGCUAUGCGGAUGAUCUGAACAUCUGGCGGGCGACCCACUCACUUGACAACAAUGCCACCCUUCUCAGACAGGAUAUACAGAGUAUUCUGAGAAGGCUCAUCUGGAGACCACAUGUCUCCACCCGGGCAAAGAAGGCAAGGGCCGUGGCCCAGCACAUCCGGAGUCUGGGAAAGACCAGAGACGGGCCCCCAGCAGACGCUCUGCGGAAGGCGGUCACCACCUGCGUGGUUCCCUCACUGCUCUAUGGCACAGAGGCCUGGUACGGCGGCCGCACGCAGCCAGCAAGGCACACGGGCAGGAGUGGGGAGGUUAGCUCCCGCCUGGGAUGGCAUGUGGGGACAGUUGAGAAGGUGCUUACUAUGGCAGCCAGAGGGGUCCUCCCAGUUUUCCGUACAACGCCCAUCGCUACCCUAUACCGGGAUGCUGGGCUCCCAUCAGCAAUGGUAGCUCUGGAGGAGGCCAAAAUUCGAUUCGCGACAAGGCUUCAGGUGGUGGAUGAGAAGCACCCACUGGCUUCACGGAUAGCACCUCCAAUGAUCACACGAGGAAGAGGGGCUGGAACCCGGCAGCGCUCAAAGACCAAGAUCCAGCGGUUGGGGGCGCUGCUACCUGCAGUCAAUAGACCCACACUUGCCAUCCCACACUACUCAGAGGGAUGCGGGACAGACCCCACAGAGGGUGUAGACAAAAAGAGUGCUACUCAGGCAUUCAAGAAAUGGUGGAGAAGUCAACCCUCAACAGAUCUAUAUGUUUUCUCAGAUGGAUCAGAACGGAACCUUGACAACAGCAGGCAGGUGGGCUAUGGCUUCAUAGUCUAUCAGGGAAAUAAACAGCUGGCCAGCUUCUCAGCUGCGCUGAGCCCUAUGUCACAUGUCUUCGACGCUGAGGCAGUUGGUGCCUGCCGGGCAUUGGAGUGCGCCGUGAAGCUCCUACCUUGUGUCACAGAGGACAGCAGCAACCCUCAGAUCUGGCUCUGCCUCGACAACACCUCAGUCAUCUGGGGCAUACGGGGCAGUGCAGCAGCCUCCUCAAACUGGGCCUACAACCGCUGCCAUGAGCUCCUCAGACAGCACAAUGUUGGCCUGAAGUGGGCUCCUGGGCAUAUGGGGAUAGAGGGCAAUGAGGAAGCAGACCGCUUGGCUAAGCGGGCAGUCUCAUCCACUGCAGCCCCAGCCUAUGGUCUCGAGGCCACACCCACAGUCAGUGGGAUCCGCACAGUGGCCAAGCAGCUCAGCCAAGAGGCAAGGCGAAAGUGGUGGAGUGGAGCCUGUGGCAAGCUCUCUGACUGGUACCGGGGCUGGAGUUUCAGCAGGCCGACUGUGGAAUACCAAGUGAAGGCCCCUCCGGAGCUCACCAUGCCACGGCAUGCCCUUCACCGCUGGCUCGCACUCCGCUCCUCUCAUGGGGACUUCUCCUGGUACCACAGGCGUUUCCAGCAUGCAGAUGCGAGGCUCACCUGUGUCUGUGGACACAACAAGAGCCCAGAACAUUUGGUGCUCUGUCGACACUCACAGAGGCACUUUCUUCACUGGCCCAAGAGGCCAGCAGCACGGCCACACAACCGGGCGACAGCUGUUGCCUAUCUAGGGUCUCUGACCCCUACAGACUUUGUAGAACUGCUGGACUGCACGCAGUUCUACACACGGUACUGCACAAGGUAA
Molecule: messenger RNA, 3525 nt
Organism: Histoplasma mississippiense
Lineage: Eukaryota; Fungi; Ascomycota; Eurotiomycetes; Onygenales; Ajellomycetaceae
Exons: 3
Coding region: 1-3525 (1174 amino acids)
Molecular function (GO): RNA-DNA hybrid ribonuclease activity; nucleic acid binding
Source: RefSeq, a predicted model, not a curated record